GAGAGACUACGAGGGUCCGGUUCAGUUUUAAUUCUGUCUCUAAUCUCUGCAACAGCAGCGCUUCCCGGGUCCCGCGGCUCCCGCACUCGCUCAGCCGCGGCCAGCUGCCGGGCAAAAAUCGGAUCCGCCUCUGCUCUGUCACCCACCAUGGAAACCCUCCAAGAAAAAGUGGCCCCGGACGCGCGUGCCUGAGGAUUCCGCACAAAAGAGGUGCCCAAAAUGAAGACCCUGAUGCGCCAUGGUCUGGCAGUGUGUUUAGCGCUCACCACCAUGUGCACCAGCUUGUUGCUCGUGUACAGCAGCCUCGGCGGCCAGAAGGAGCGGCCCCCGCAGCAGCAGCAACAACAGGCGCCCGUGACCAGCAGCGCGCAGCAGGCGGCGGAGAGCAGCCCCCAGCCGCGCCUUGUAGCCCCCGCGGGACCGCGGCCGCUGGACGGAUACCUUGGCGUUGCGGACCACAAGCCCCUGAAAAUGCACUGCAGAGACUGUGCCCUGGUGACCAGCUCAGGGCAUCUGCUGCACAGUCGACAAGGCCCCCAGAUUGACCAGACAGAGUGUGUCAUCCGCAUGAAUGACGCCCCCACCCGUGGCUAUGGGCGUGAUGUGGGCAAUCGCACCAGCCUGAGGGUCAUCGCUCAUUCCAGCAUCCAGAGGAUCCUCCGCAACCGCCACGACCUGCUCAACGUGAGCCAGGGCACCGUGUUCAUCUUCUGGGGCCCCAGCAGCUACAUGAGGCGAGAUGGCAAGGGACAGGUGUACAACAAUCUGCAGCUCCUGAGCCAGGUGUUGCCCCGGCUAAAAGCCUUCAUGAUCACACGCCAUAAGAUGUUGCAUUUCGAUGAGCUGUUCAAGCAGGAGACUGGCAAAGACAGGAAGAUCUCCAAUACUUGGCUCAGCACUGGCUGGUUCACAAUGACAAUUGCUCUGGAGCUGUGUGACAGGAUCAAUGUUUAUGGCAUGGUGCCCCCAGACUUCUGCAGGGAUCCCAAUCAUCCUUCAGUACCUUAUCAUUAUUAUGAGCCCUUUGGACCUGAUGAAUGUACAAUGUACCUUUCCCAUGAGCGAGGACGGAAGGGCAGUCAUCACCGCUUUAUCACAGAGAAACGAGUGUUUAAGAACUGGGCACGGACAUUCAACAUUCACUUUUUUCAACCAGACUGGAAACCAGAAUCACCUGCUAUAAAUCAUCCUGAGAAUAAACCUGUGUUGUGAGGAAUGAGCAUGCCAGACCAUAAGGCCAGGUACCCACUGUGUUAGACACGGGGCACUGAACUUCUUGAGCCACCAGCCAGGAAAAGGGAACAGAAUUGGUAGCUUCAACUCAAUACCAUGGAGAGAUGCCCAGCAGGCAUGACCACAAGACAAUGCGGCUGGUUUGUAAGAACAUAUUGCCGAAUUAAUACACCCGAAUGAAUGCUGUCCCUUUGAAAGAGGUCACCCUUAGGAACUGAGCACUCAUUUCAGUGAUGCCACCAUGGCUAAAACCACUUUGGAUCUCUUUAAGUAUUGCCUUUGAAACUGCUACAUGAGCAACUCAACAUUAGUUGCAUUCCUUUAUAGAAAUACCAUGUCAAAAGAUGUUUUUCUACCAAGUUGUAUUCUAACCUGACUUAUAACCUUUGUCAUAUGUCAGACUCUUGUUUGUGUGAUUUGUAAAAAGCAGCCUGAAAGUAUGGACAUGAUUUCUGAAGAGCACAUCUCCACUGGACUUUCAUAAAGCAAAUGUCCAAUAUUUAUUUAUUGAGAGUUUUUUAGUGUACUCUAGGCCAGUAUUUUUAUAGAUUAUAAUUAUGUGGUAAUUUAUUCUUCAUAACUCUUUAAUCCUGAAUGAUGGUUGGAAAUGGCCUAGAAUAGGGUUGAUGAGUUACUGUGUUCACAAAGCCCAUUGUUAGCAUGCGAUUGGUAUUCGACUUGGAAAUGUUGUGUCGAAUUUUUGGAACUCCUAGGCAGAAAAAAAAAUUGUUCUUUCAUAGCAAGAACAACUAUAAGAUUUUGUAAUGUACAGAAUGUUCCAAAAGGACAAAUUCGAUAACCAAAAGUUGUGUUAUUAAAACAAAAAGAUGCUAACUAGAGAAACUUAAAGACAGUUUUUUUCAGUAACAGUUGAUAUAAGUAGUUUCUCUUAAGCCCUCAUUUCUUUUUCUUCAGAAUGAUGUCACUGUGCCAGAAGAAUUCUUAGGUUUUUAUUCCAAAUCUAAAACUCUACAAGCUUCUCAUUGAUGUAUUGGAAGACUUUACACUUGGAAUGAUGGGGCUCCCAUUGUAUCAGGAACCUUAUUUUGGGGAGUGUUUUAUAUUCCUGUAUGACUUAUCUCCCUCUGUAGUUGAAAACAUAUUCCUUCCUGGGUCUUCAUUGGCUAAAAUCGACCCCCUGCUUCUCUGGAAGCAACACACACACACAAACACACACACAAACACACACAUACACGCUUCUGAGAUAUUCCCUGGCUACAAGUGCAAGGAUGAGUCCUCCUGUGAGGAGAGGAUCAUUACAGGAGACACCCUCCCAUCAACACAUUAGCCUGUGAACCAUCUGGACCCUCUCACUGCACAUCUUCUUAGAUUUACUGUGUUUAUUCCUUGGUCUGAAGGAACAUGAAGGACUCAUUUCAUUCCAAGCCAAGAUCAAUUAGUAUAAAUAAAUUUUCAUUUAAAGAAGUAAUAUUGUUUAAAAACUAGUUUUUAGCAUACUAAUGUUUUCUUUAUAAAUGGCAUAGGAGGCAUUAGUUUAUCUAAUGCCAAAUUUGAAGGCACCGGCAAGCACUGUGUAUGGAGACAGACACCAUUUUACCCAUAAGACCUGGCUUGUGAUUAAGGCAGUUCUCUCACAUAACCACUUCUUUUCCUUCUUUUAAUUAGUAAUAAGACUUCAUUUGCUUCCAAUAGCUAAUACUAUUAAUUAUGUGGAGCACUGUUGUUGAAAUGCAAACACAGUCCAAAUGUUCACACAGCAAAAACAAGUUAGUAUUACUGUGGUGUGACUUGAGCUAUCAAAAGCAAGUAAAAAAUUGAAAUAGCUGUCCAAAGCAUACUGAAUUCAUUCUUUAAAAUUUCCCAUAGUUUUUAAAGGGACUAUGAAUUUUAUUUGAACCCAAUCUCUUCUGCAGCACAGACUCUGAACACACAAUGUUUUUAUGAAUAUAUAAAAAAAGUGUAUGAUUUUACACAAUUGAUUUAUGGCCAGCAUUUACAAUCACUUGAAGAGAUUGUGUUGCUCAUAUGUAAGCAGCUCCUUUAACAACUCCUAUAUUUAUGGAAAUUUGGAAAAGCAUCGUUGCAAGGCUGAAACUAUAUUAUCUGAUCUAAUAAUACCUCACACGUCUGUGUACCUGUGGGUUUUAGGUUUUUCGUUUUUAAAAAAUCAAGUUUGUUUCAUCUCUUUUGUAAUUUCUCCCUUUCACAUACUCAAAAAAAAAAAAAAAGAAAAGAAAAUGAAAAGCAACUACAUUCUGAAAAGUCCUAUUUUCACUGGGAAAUGUUUUAAAUCUACAUGUAGCUAGAACACAUGAAUUCAUGCUUUGUUUAGAAUACGGUAUAAAUAGGUAUAAGAAAUUAUCACUUGGAUAGUGGUUUUAUUGCAGCAUUAAAGAAAAUGCCUAGAAUUCUGAUGGAUUGUGCUGAUGGACCCGGUUGUGGGCAAUUGAACUCUUGUCUUGCCACUAUCAUUUCACAAUUGUCAGACUUAACACCAUUCAACACCAUUAAACAUAAACUCCGAUAUAAAAGAUGUCUACAGAAUCACGUUUACAGACCUCAGUGGUUUCAGUUGUUUGAAGCCUAAGUCAUACUUGUUAUGCUACAUACCUUUCUCUUCCCUCCCCAGCUGUGUCAUCAGCCUCCUCCUAGCUUUUAAGACCACAGUAAUACAAUGCCACAGCUGGCCGAUCCAUGGCUUCUGUUAUUUCAAUGCAAGAACAUUUGGCAGAGGCCAUUACAAUAGAUAGCCAUUAUGGGCAAAGAAACAGGAAUUCACAAACAAAAUCAAUCACUUCAAAUGGCCCAUAAAAAGAGGAAUCUCACAUUUAAUAUUCUACAGUAAAUAUUCACCCACGAAAGCGUACAUUAAAAGAACAUUAGGAGGUAAAUAUUCAGUGUGCCGCGUGGGGACUUAGCUGUGUGAUUUCCAUUACCGUUAAUGGGUGUUUGGCGACUCAGACCCUGUGCUUUGAUAGCCCUGGUAUGUACUCCGGAGGGCUAGAAAAUGGGAGCAAUUCAGGAACUCCAAGGUCCUAUGGUUCCAAAGUUCAACCCUUUCUUCCAAAAACUGGCUGAAAGCAAAACACAAAGUACUAUACCUAAUACAGAAAUUAGGGAGGCUUCUUGGAAUCCUUGGGUUACUAACACAUUUUUGUAGCAGAUUCCAAACACCACCUCUCAACACUGAUUACCUUUGUCUUCUGCAAGUCCUCUGAAUUACAGAUCCAUUUGAAUUACAUAAGAGUGGAGGGAAACAAUCUUAUUGUGACAUAAACAUUCCUUCAAAAAUCAAAAAUUAUUGAUUUGGAAGCUCAAUGAAUGCGAGGUCAAAGUGGAAGCAAAAUGUUGAAAUUAAGAGAGUGCUCUUUAAAUGCCUAUGUACAUAUUUAGUAGCUGCCCAAAUAUUUGCCCUUGUGUAAGAGCAAUCUUGUUUCACAAAUAUACUCUGGAUUCUACUAGAGUGAUUCGAGUUGUAAAUAGACCUACUGAGAGAAGGCCGGUCUUCUUCUUCUGUCUGCGUGUUACAUACCUGACCCAAAUCACUGCUUUCAUCCUCACGGCUUCUCUUGAGCCUCACUCUCUGUCCGCAAUAAUUGUCUCCUGGUUUUCUUCUGUGUUCCUUGUGCUCUUAAACCAGCAGUCUUGGGGCUGUUAAGGUCUUCCUUAUAUGUUUUUAAGCUAGAACCCCGUCUAGGAGACAGACUUGGGGUAGGUCCUACUAGAGCAUUGACCACAGUAUGUGGGAGGAGCCUCUGGUUUGGCCCAGGGUAGGGAGGAGGGGAGGGAAGAGAGUUCCAAAAGGCAGGCUUUCAGUUCUAAAACCAGGGCAGUCCUGCACAAACUGGGGCAGUGGGUCUCCCACUCAGAAGCCUCCUCAAGGGGACCAUCGUAAUAAGGCUGGGGGGGGGGGUGGACAGGAGUAGUGUACAGAUUGCUUAGGUUUUAGCAUGUACCAGAAGAUGCUUUGGAAUGGAAGAAGGUGAGAGAGUGGCUAUGAGGCUUAAAACUGAACAGGAGUAACCCCUCUAUUCUAGCUCACUCACCCCCACCUACUCAGGGUAUUGAAAUGCAAAUGCAAAAAAAAAGGCUGAAAUCCUGUUUGUUUCUACUUGGUGCCCUAAUAUUUAUUAUAUGCUACCUUGGAUUGUCCUUUGUCUUUAUAUGUAUGUGUCCUGUUAGAUUAGACUGUAAGCUCCUUGAGGGCAGGGACUGUUUUUCCUAUGUCUUUGUAGCCCCAUACCUAGUACAGUGCCUUGCACACAAUAGGCGCUCAAUAAAUGUCUGUUGUUGAUGAUGAUGACCUCUUUAAUGUUGACCCA
Marmota monax (woodchuck) is the source of this 5516-nucleotide messenger RNA. It is a transcript of the gene St6galnac5, whose product is annotated as ST6 N-acetylgalactosaminide alpha-2,6-sialyltransferase 5. Gene Ontology annotation, molecular function: alpha-N-acetylgalactosaminide alpha-2,6-sialyltransferase activity. The coding region runs from base 220 to 1212 and encodes 330 amino acids. The record is from RefSeq and is a predicted model, not a curated record. The transcript has 5 exons. Gene Ontology annotation, biological process: oligosaccharide metabolic process; ganglioside biosynthetic process. Lineage: Eukaryota; Metazoa; Chordata; Mammalia; Rodentia; Sciuridae.